AUGGCUGCCUCGGAUCACAAGAAAAUGGAAGAUUUUGAUCAUGUCGAGAUGGGUAAAGAGCAGACCCAUGAUGCAGCUCCAAGGGCCAGCGACCUUGAGCGAGUCAACACUGCCGAUUUGGAAAUGGGCUAUCGUCUCAGUAUCAAGACUUGUCUUGUUAUUAUUACGUUUUCCCUGACCUGGGGCGUCUGCACUCUCGCCAACCCAGUGUGGGGUGCUUUCUCGGACCGCUUUGGCAAGAAGUGGUUCAUAGUUAAUGGUGGUCUCAUUGGCAUCGUCGGCAAUUGUCUCGCUGCCACCGCCGAAGCCACCGAAACAAUUAUCGUUGGCCAGGUCUUGAAUGGCUUUGGAGCGUCACUUUUGUUGCUCGUUAUCCCUGCUUCGAUGGAGGUUGUGCCAGCAAAACGACGAGCCUAUGCCCAACUGAUCAUGGGUCUUGUUAAUGGUGCAUUUGCAAUCAUAGGCCUUGUCGUUGCUGGAGCAUUCGCGAAGAUGUCCCUCAGCGGUUGGCGCUGGGUCUACUACAUCGGCAUUCUUCUCCUCGUCUUGGGCGUCGUGGGUGUCGUCACGUUGCUGACCUGGGGUGGGAACGCAUACCCAUGGAAAAGCGCACGAGUGAUCGCAAUGCUGGCCGUUGGCGUCGUGCUCUUGAUCGUGUUUGGACUCUAUGAAACUUUCGUGCGCAACGAUGGACUGAUUGAUCAUCGCUUCAUGGAAACACGCAACUUCAUACCUAUCGUUGCUGUCGGAUUUGUCGAUGGUAUGUUGCUUUAUGGCGUCAACGCAUUCCUGCCCGUGGAGUUCUGCGCCAUCUUUACAUCCGAUCCAGUGCGGGUCAACGUUUAUCUGCUACCUUUGAACAUCCGUGUCAUUGUGGGCAUAUUCGCAUCUACUUGGUUGUUAGGCCGUACGAAGCAUUACAGACUUUGCCUCAUUGUCUCUGUGUUUGCCAUUGCGCUUUUCUGCGGCCUCACUGCUCUUGCCACUCCGUCAAGAGUGGCCAUGGCUCUGGUCUUUACCGGACUCGUCGGACUGGGUGUUGGUACAACUUCGGUCAUCCCUGUUGUGAUCAUUUCCUACGCAGUCCCCAAUUUCCUCAUUAGAACUACCGAGACAUUCCUCGCCUCUAUGCGCGCUCUGGGAGGCACAAUCGGUAUCACGAUUUUCUCAUCCAUUUACUCCAAUCAGAUGGGCAAGAACCUAGGUCCAGGCGUCGCCGCCGCCGCCAUCAAAGCCGGCUUACCUCAUUCUUCGGCUGAGGCCUUCGUCGGUGCUUUUCUUGGGGGCGACACCUCCGCGUUGCCCGAAGUGUCCGGCUCAACACCAGCUAUCAUUGGUGCAGCCGCAAACGCCGUCAAAACCAUCUCUGCACAGUCAUUCAAAUACGUUUGGAUCGCUCUCAUGGCCAUUACCGUCUGUGCAGGUAUCUGGUGCUUAUUCCUAAAGUCCGUUGCGGCGAUGAUGACUGUUCAUGUUGAAAGUGCAUUAAAACAAAGCGCCCUUCGCGAGCACCAGCUUCAGAUUCUGACCAAGGAUGAAAAGCAUGAAGAAGUAUAG
Molecule: messenger RNA, 1557 nt
Organism: Rhinocladiella mackenziei CBS 650.93
Lineage: Eukaryota; Fungi; Ascomycota; Eurotiomycetes; Chaetothyriales; Herpotrichiellaceae
Exons: 10
Coding region: 1-1557 (518 amino acids)
Biological process (GO): transmembrane transport
Molecular function (GO): transmembrane transporter activity
Source: RefSeq, a predicted model, not a curated record